Molecule: messenger RNA, 610 nt
Organism: Oryctolagus cuniculus (rabbit)
Lineage: Eukaryota; Metazoa; Chordata; Mammalia; Lagomorpha; Leporidae
Source: RefSeq, a predicted model, not a curated record
UUGCAACAAAUAUUUCUGGAAUAACUGGAGGUCCUCAUGCAGAAAUAUGAGCCUUGCCUUCCUUUCGGCCGGAGCCGCCACCUUUCAGUAAUUCGCCAAAUGACGAACACAAAGGUAAAGAGGCGAGGUACCCGGUACAUGUUCUCCAGGCCUUUCAGAAAACAUGGAGUUGUUCCUUUGGCCACACACAGGCGCAUUUACAAGAAAGGUGACAUUGUGGACAUCAAGGGAAUGGGUACUGUUCAAAAAGGAAUGCCCCAUAAAUGUCCCCAUGGAAAAACUGGAAGAGUCCACAAUGUUACCCAGCAUGCUGUUGGCAUUGUUGUAAACAAACAAGUGAAGGGCAAGAUUCUUGCCAAGAGAAUAAAUGUGCGUAUUGAACACAUUAAGCACUGUAAGAGCCGAGAUAGCUUCUUGAAACGUGUGAAGGAAAAUGACCAGAAAAAGAAGGAAGCCAAAGAGAAGGGUACCUGGGUUCAACUAAAGCGUCAACCUGCUCCACCCAGAGAAGCCCACUUUGUCAGAACCAAUGGAAAGGAGCCUGAGUUGCUGGAACCCAUUCCUUAUGAAAUCAUGGCAUGAUAAAUGUAAGAUAAAUAAAUAAGACCUA